AUGGCAUCCAAUACAACUCAGAUUCAAAUGAAUUCUCUUAAUAUUACUACUAUUUCUCAACCACCUUCUUCUAAUAGACGUCAAAAUUCAAGUGUGAAUCUGGAUAGACGAAAUACGUCCAUUCCAGAUAGAACUGAACCAACAGUAUUAAUGCUAAAAGAGACUCCUUUAGACGUAAUAAAUUCACCUAUUGCUGCCAUUGUCUUAUGUCUUUUCACGUGUAUUGCAACGAUAAGCGGUGUUAUUAUAGUAUGUUUAACUGCAUCGAAAUCACAAGCUACACCAUGUGGAUUAAAUUUUUCACCAACAUCAAUCAAUCCAGUAGAAUAUAAAUAUGGUCCAAGAUCUAUUGCGGUUGCUGAUCUUAAUAAUGAUACAUGGUUAGAUUUAGUUACUGCUGAUUCGAAUGUUAAUAAUAUCGCUAUUUAUUUUGGAAAUAAAAAUGGAACUUUCAUAAAACAAAAUGAAUAUUCAACUGGUGCGAAUUCUAUUCCAUAUAUGGUUGCUAUUGGUGAUCUUAAUAAUGAUCAUCAAUUAGAUAUUGUAGUUACGAAUAUUGGUACAAAUAAUAUUCGAAUAUUUCUUGGAUCAGGAAAUGGAUCAUUUAUUAAUUAUAAAGAUAUUUCAACCGAUUCAUCUCGUCCAAUAUUUAUUAAUUUAGUUGAUUUUAAUAAUGAUACAUUACUUGAUAUGAUUAUAAUUAAUUAUGGAAUGAAUAGUAUAAGUAUAUUUUAUUCAUCGGGAAAUGGUACAUUUUUAAAUCCAUUAAUGUAUUCAACUGGUUAUGAUUCAUCGUCAUCAUCAUUAAUUACUGGAGAUUUUAAUAAUGAUCAUUAUUUAGAUAUUGCUAUAACAAAUUAUGGAACAAAUAAUAUUCAAAUUUUAUUUGGAAAUCAUGAUAGAAGUUUAAGUAAUAAAAUAAUUAUUUCGACUGGUAUUAAUUCACAUCCAUCAUCGAUAACUGUUGGUUAUUUUAAUAAAGAUGCUUUUCUUGAUAUUGCUAUUACCAAUUAUGGAACUAAAACUAUUGGUGUCUUCAUAAAUAAUGGGAAUGGAAAUUUCCCAAAUCAAACUAUUUAUCCGAUCGAUUCUACUUCACCAUAUUCAAUUGAUGUGGGUGAUUUUAAUCAAGAUAAUCAUAUGGAUUUAUCUUUUAUCAGUAUUGGUGGUAAAAAUACUGGUUUACUUCUGGGGUAUGGGGACGGUUCUUUUUCCAGUGCAAGAAUGAAUUCAACUGGAUCAUUAUCUUCGGUAUCAUUUGCUAUUUGUGAUUUUAAUAAAGAUAAUCGAUUGGAUAUGAUUGUUGUUAAUAAUGAUACUGGAAGUAUAGAUAUUCUUAUUGGUUAUUUUGAAGGUUAUUCUAAUCCAGCGAUGUAUACAACUGGUUCUUCACCACGAUCUAUAGUUGUUGGUGAUUUUAAUAAGGAUGGUAUACUUGAUUUAGUUGCUGCUAAUCAUUUUGGUAAUACAAUCAGUAUUCUUGUUGGAUAUGCAAAUGGUUCUUUUGAAAAGGAAAAGGUAUAUCCCAGUGGUAAUCAUUCAUGGUCUAUGGCUAGUGGUGAUUUUAAUAAUGACAAUCAAUUAGAUAUUAUUCUCGUCUGUUAUGAUAACAAUGAUGUAAAUGUCUAUCUCGGUUAUGGUAAUGGUUCGUUUGCACAUCGUAUAGAAUUUUCAACUGGUUCAUUUCGUGAUUUUGUAGCUGUAGGAGAUUUUAACAAUGAUAAACAAUUGGACAUCGUUGUCGCGUAUUCUAUAAGUAAUAAUAUGAGUGUACUAUUUGGAUAUGGGAACGGUUCGUUUACUAAUCAAACAACCUAUGAAACUGGUUAUCAACCCUAUGCAAUAGUUGUUGGAGAUUUCAAUAAUGAUAUGAAUUUCGAUAUGGUUAUUGCUAAUUAUGGCGACAAUACCAUUAGUGUUAUUCUCGGAUAUGGUAAUGGAUCUUUUACAAAUCAGACAACCUAUUUAACUGGUUCGAAACCAUACUGCUUAGCUAUGGGUGAUUUCAAUAACGACAAACAAUUAGAUAUCGUUGUAGGCAGUUAUUAUAGUUUUAAUGUAGGUGUUUAUCUUGCAUAUGGGAAUGGUUCUUUUACACAACAAAUUACAUUUUCAGCUGGUAAUAGUCCAACAUCUUUAGCUAUUGCUGAUGUCAAUAAUGAUACUCGACAAGAUAUUAUUAUUGCCAGUAUUAAUCUUGCAAGUGUACUUGUUCUUUGUGGAGAUGGUACUGGUAAUUUUCCAAAUAAUAUGUUAUUCAAUACUGGCGCUCCUGCAUACUCUGCAGCUGUUGGUGAUUUCAAUAAUGAUGCUCGAGUCGAUAUUGUCGUUGGUAAAAAUGAUAGUAAUACUGUUAGUAUAAUAUUGCAGUUUAACCGAGGAGCACUUGAAUAUGAAAUGAAUUAUGCAUCUGGUGGUGGUUCUAGUUUACGAUCAUUUGCCAUUGCUAAUCUAAAUAAUGAUACUCAUUCAGAUAUUAUUGUUGCUAAUUAUGGUACUGACGACGUUGGUAUUCUUUUUGGGUAUGGAAAUGGUACUUUUAUGCAACAGAUCAUGUUUGACAUGGGUUCAAAUUCUCGUCCAUCAUCCAUCUCUAUGAAUGAUUUCAAUGGUGAUACUUAUUUAGAUAUUGCUGUAGCAAAUUAUGGUACACAAAAUCUAGGAAUGUUACUCGGAAACGGAAAUGGUUCGUUUGCAAUUCAAACAAAUUAUUUAGAUAAUAUGAUUUUUAAUCCUAUUACUAUUGUUUCUGGUAAUUUUAACGAUGAUAAUCGAUCCGAAGUUGUUGUUGCAUAUGAUAGAAGUGAUAAUGUUGAUAUAUUUAUUUCAUACAAUACUGGAUCCUUUAUAAAUCGACAGAUAUUUCCAACGGGUUCAGUUCCAUUUGCGAUAGUUGCAGGUGAUUUUAAUAACGAUCAUCAAUUGGAUAUAGUUACUGCCAAUUCUAAUGAUAAUACCGUUAGUGUACUUCUUGGGUAUCGAAAUGGUUCUUUCACAAGUCAAGUAAUAUAUGCAACUGGUUCUAAUCCAUAUUCUGUAGCAGUUGGUGAUUUCAAUAAUGACACCUACUUAGAUAUCGUUGUUAGCAAUGGUGGUAGUAACACCGUUAGUGUACUUCUUGGGUAUGGUAAUGGAUCUUUUACCGAUCAAAUAACAUAUUUAACUGGUCCUUAUCCAUAUUCGAUAGGGGUCGGUGAUUUUAAUAACGACAGUCGACUAGAUCUUGUUGUUGUCAAUGCUGAUAAUAGUUCAGUUAGUGUACUUGUUGGCUAUGGGAAUGGUUCAUUUGCAAAUGAAAUUCGAUAUUCAACUGGCUAUGAGCCACGAUCUAUAGCUGUUGGUGAUUUUAAUAACGACGAUCGAUUAGAUAUUGUUGUUUCUAAUUUAAAUGAUAAUACCGUUAGUGUUCUUCUUGGAUAUGGCAAUGGUACGUUUGCAACACAAAUGAUUUAUUUAACUGAUGCAACUCCACAAUUUGUAACUGUUGGUGAUUUCAACAACGAUAAUCGACUUGAUAUUGUUGCUGCUACUUUAGGUGUAAAUACAAUGACUGUCCUUCUCGGAUAUGGCAAUGGAUCUUUUCAAAUGAAAAAAUCGUAUCCAACUGGUGUACUUCCAUUAUCUAUUGGUACUGGUGACUUUAAUAAUGAUACUCACUUGGAUAUUCUAAUUAUCAAUUAUAGUAGCAACGAUUUUAGUAUCUUUCUUGGGUAUGGGAAUGGAUCUUUUAAUACUCAAAUCCAAUAUUCAACUGGUUCUUCACCAGCAUCUGCAGCUAUCGGUGAUUUCAACAAUGACAGCCUGCUCGAUGUUGUUGUUGCUGAUUCACAAGAUAACAAUAUCAUGAUAUUAUUUGGAAGUAUCAAUGAAAAUUUUAUAAAAUAUACGACGCUUCCAAUUAUAAACGGUUCUCAACCACAAUCUUUUGCUAUUGGUGAUUUGAAUAAUGAUACGUAUAUGGAUAUUGUUAUUGCUAAUUUUGCUAUUAAUACGAUUGGAAUUUGUCUUGGAUAUGGUAAUAUCUCUUUUUCAAAUCAAACAACAUAUUCUACUGGAUUCAAUUCUUUACCAUCUAGUAUCGCACUUGGUCAUUUCAAUAAUGAUACUAUACUCGAUAUUGUUGUUACCAAUUCCGGUUCUGAUAAUAUCGGUAUAUUUCUUGGAUUUGGCAAUGGUUCGUUUGGAAAUCAAACAACUUAUUCAACGGGUUCAUCUUCACGUCCAUAUUUUGUCACUGUUGGUUAUAUUAACAACGAUGCUAAACUUGACAUUGCUGUUACUGAUAAUGCCAACAAUAAAAUUGGUGUCUUUCUCGGCUAUGGUAAUAGUUCAUUUGAACGUGUUAUUUUCUAUGCAAUAAAAUAUGGAUCUAAUCCAUUUUCUAUUCUUAUGGAUGAUUUUAAUAAUGAUAAAAAAUUAGAUUUUGCUAUAGCAAAUAGUGGAACUGACAAUUUAAAUAUUCUUUUACAAACUUGUUAA
Adineta steineri is the source of this 4479-nucleotide messenger RNA. The record is from the annotation of a GenBank genome assembly. Lineage: Eukaryota; Metazoa; Rotifera; Eurotatoria; Adinetida; Adinetidae.